UUGCCCCUGCGCUGACGCUUAGCAUCCUCGCGGUCAACGGCGCACCUGUUCCUGCCACUGAGCGCCCUGCAGUUGGCUCGCCUCGAAGGCUUGAUCCCAUUGAACCGAGGCCUCACAUCGAUGACUACAUGCGUCGCACGUCGGCGGCCUCGCUUCCCCAAGAGACUUCCCCGCCUGCGUCCCCCCUCCAGCCACUAGCACCGAAGGAUGACCUGGAAUACACUGCCUCCAGACCAGAGGACGAAUCUGUUCAGCCCAAGGAACGUGGAUGCCGGUACUUUCUGUGUCUGUAAACACCUGUCAAAGGAGGCUCUAUCUUCUCACGUCGUCACCUAAGCUACUGCUUUCCAGCGACUGAUUUCAAGACUAACUGGACCGGUGGCCUUGAUUGUCUCACAUGCUGUUCCACAUGAUCACUCCGUUCCUCUGCCACAUCUGGCACAGGAUGCCUCUGGACCAUUUCUUGAAUACACAAUCCUCCGUUCCUUUUUUCGUUUCUUCUCGAUCAUCGCAUAGACUCGUAUUCUUUGCACUCAAUACCAACCGCUACUGCUUGAACAGUCUCAAGUCUUGCCUGGCCGAGAGCUCUCUAGGACUGAGUGUGUUUUAGCGUGUUGAUCGUCACCGUACACUCCAUAGACUCAAUGUCCAGCAAAUAGAUACCAUUUGG
Molecule: messenger RNA, 670 nt
Organism: Mycena citricolor
Lineage: Eukaryota; Fungi; Basidiomycota; Agaricomycetes; Agaricales; Mycenaceae
Source: the annotation of a GenBank genome assembly